Anopheles cruzii is the source of this 1722-nucleotide messenger RNA. It is a transcript of the gene Gcat, whose product is annotated as 2-amino-3-ketobutyrate coenzyme A ligase, mitochondrial. NCBI's taxonomy places the organism in Eukaryota, Metazoa, Arthropoda, Insecta, Diptera, Culicidae. The record is from RefSeq and is a predicted model, not a curated record. Gene Ontology annotation, molecular function: pyridoxal phosphate binding; glycine C-acetyltransferase activity. Gene Ontology annotation, biological process: L-threonine catabolic process; biosynthetic process. The transcript is spliced from 3 exons. The coding region runs from base 320 to 1597 and encodes 425 amino acids.
GCUAAAUUGAUCCAAUUUCGCUGGCCGUGUUCUAAUCAACCGAAAUUGCUUCGUCCAUCAUAUCGGCCCUUAAAAAGAUAGCCGCUUCUCUAACACUUGUGUGCGUUUGUGUGUGGCCCCGACGACAAAGUUGCAUUUUGUGGACUCCGCUCCGGGCAGCGCUCGUCAUCGUAUUUCAAACCGAACUCGGCGGUGCAGCAGCGGCGCGGCGCGGCGACGGAUUUGCAUCGCAAACCGGACCGCAACUUGGCACGCUCGUCAUACACGCGUUGCAAUCGUCGCAUAUCUUGGGCCGGUCGUUUGCGAAGGGGUGAAAAAUAUGACAACGAUGCAUUUUACCCGUCACUUGCUGCAGCAGUGCAACAAUGUUAGAGGACCGGUGGCGUUCUACAGCACGGCAACGGCCGGCAGUCAGAAAUUGCGGCAUAUCAUCCAAGACCAACUGAACGGUAUCCGCGAAGCGGGGACAUACAAAAGCGAACGAAUCAUUACAACCCCGCAGGCAACGGCCAUCGGCGUGGAGGGAAGUUCCGGCAAGAUUCUCAACUUUUGCGCCAACAACUAUCUGGGACUUUCGGCCAAUAGCGAUGUCAUCGAUUACGGUAAGAAAGCACUGGACGAGUAUGGGGCCGGUUUAAGCUCGGUACGGUUUAUCUGCGGCACUCAGGACAUUCACAAACAGCUCGAGAACAAACUGACCGCGUUUCACCGGCGCGAGGAUACGAUCCUGUACGCUUCCUGCUUCGAUGCCAACGCCGGCUUGUUCGAGGCUGUCCUCACGCCGGAAGAUGCCGUGUUCUCCGAUGAACUCAAUCACGCGUCCAUCAUCGACGGGAUACGGUUGUGCAAGGCGAAGAAAGCACGCUACCUACACCGUAAUAUGGCCGACCUGGAGGAGAAGCUUCGUACGACCGAUGCCCGGCUCAAGAUGAUCGUCACCGACGGUGUGUUCUCGAUGGACGGGAAUGUGGCUCCGCUGCCGGAGAUAUUCGAACUGGCCGACCGCUACGGAGCGAUCACCUUCGUGGACGAUUGUCACGCAACCGGUUUCUUCGGUCCAACCGGCCGAGGAACGGAGGAGUUUUACGGAAUGCUCGGUCGGUGCGACAUCAUCAACUCGACCCUUGGGAAAGCGUUGGGUGGAGCGGCCGGCGGCUAUACAACGGGACCGCGGGAACUGAUCGACUUGCUGCGGCAACGAUCGCGACCGUAUCUCUUCUCCAACUCACUGCCACCGCCGGUUGUCGGCAGCGCUUACAAAGUCCUCGACAUGUUGAUGUCCUCCAGUGCGCUCACGGUGAAAGUGCAGAGCAAUACGCGACGCUUUAGGGACGCCAUGACAAAAGCCGGUUUCACCAUCUCCGGCAUGGACCACCCAAUCAGUCCGGUGAUGCUCGGGGACGCACGGUUGGCUUCGACGUUUGCGGAUGAGAUGCUCAAGCGCGGCAUUUACGUUAUCGGGUUCAGCUAUCCGGUUGUCCCGAAAGGAAAGGCUCGUAUUCGCGUGCAGCUAUCGGCGGCUCACACGGAGGAGGAAAUCGAUCGGGCGGUAGCCGCCUUCAUCGAAGUGGGCAAAAAAUUGGGUGUCGUUUCGUAAGCAAUUCGUAUCCGAUCACGGAACUCUAGAGAGGGUUGCAGUGUUAUGCAGUGUUUCAAAAACAAUAUCUCUUUUUUAUUGGCAUUAAGCGGUAAUGAAAAAAUAAAACAAAAUCUUCGAAUUAA